AUGGGUCACGGACAUCCUAUUCCAUUGAACGCUGGUGCAUACAUCUUUAUGGGAUCCGUCCUUUUUUCUUACAUUGCUCUCAAGUCUCCAAUAAAAUACAAGUGGGCUGCCGACAACAGAAUAAGUCCUAAGGCAGACUUAGCAUGGAGAAACAAUUCUCAAAAAUGGUUGGAUAAUCAAUAA
Messenger RNA from Dujonia railenensis, 183 nucleotides. The record is from the annotation of a GenBank genome assembly. Lineage: Eukaryota; Fungi; Ascomycota; Pichiomycetes; Serinales; Debaryomycetaceae.